Messenger RNA from Eutrema salsugineum, 870 nucleotides. RefSeq lists its product as uncharacterized. Lineage: Eukaryota; Viridiplantae; Streptophyta; Magnoliopsida; Brassicales; Brassicaceae. The transcript is spliced from 4 exons. The record is from RefSeq and is a predicted model, not a curated record. Bases 1 to 870 code for a protein of 289 amino acids.
AUGAUGAAGUCUUAUCUCCCACGAUCAUAUCCCACUUACCGUAGCCUUCCAAUUGCUGUGAAAAACCAAUGGUUCAGAGCAUUUGCGCAAGAGUUUAACUGGGAUCCAUCCAUCACCGAAACAGUGAGAUCAGCGUAUGACCUUCAGGCCGAUGCAUCAUUUCGGUCCAACUUGCAUGAGUGGAAGAAGACUCUGAAGAAGAAAGGUCCCAACAAUGCACCAGAUUGGAUGAAGUCUCGGAUGUCUCUCUUUGGAGGUUACCUGAAGAUGUGGGCCUCAUCACAAACGGUAGAAGGAAAUGGAGUAGAGCCGGACAUGCUGACAUUUAUUGAGGAUGUCCACACCUGUAAGAAGACAAAGACCAUACCUGAUAACAAAGCUAGACAGAUCGUGAAUGAGUCUAAGGCAAGGCUGGAGGAGAUUGCUACGCAGAGACAAACUCAAGGAGAAGGCUCACAAAUCCUUACACAAGCCGAGAUAAAUGCAGUCGUACUUGAGCAAAUUCCCAAUUUCAGAGGUCGGCGGUUUGGGAUUGGUACGAUGGUUGAUGGCAAAGGCUUAUCUUCCACAAAGGCUACUCAGAAUCAGACACAAGAAUCAUUAGAAGAGGUGAUAAAGACUAUGAAGAAAUCUGAAGCUGAGAAAGAUGCACACAUUAAGUAUCUAAUGGAAUGCAACAAGCUUCUUCUUAGCAAGUUUCCUGAUCUGGUUCCUCCAUCAGCUCCAGUAGAGGAUCAAAUGGGCGAGGAGGAGGACGCAGAUGCUGAAGAGGCCGAGGCAGAUGCUGAGGACGCCGAGACACAUGAUGAGGAUGCCGAUGAAGACAAGUCAGAGGAAGACAAUGCUGAAGAUGAUGAGACGCAGGAGUAG